CCGGCCGAUUCUCAGCACAUGACGACAGAAGUGUUCCGUGAUAGCUGUGGGCAAGCUCAGAUGGCUCGAGCCUGGACGGGGUUGAUGGUGGUGGCUACGCUCUUCCCUCCAUCAUGUCCGCCUCUCCUCAGCCCGCGGACGCUCAGCAGGACGGUCAGGUCGAAGGCGGCUCGCAGGUCGGCCACUCGCGCCUGCUCUCGUCCGGCUCGAAGGACGCGGACGUCAAGGCCAGGCCAGCCCCGCUCGAACCCAACCGCGACCCGCGACUCUUGUUGUCGGGUGGUGGAGAGUCGCCGACUGUGCCGGCGGUAGCGUUCGUUGCACCUGUGUCGCGCUCGUCGAGUACGAGCAGCCAUGGGCGCCCGCGGAAUCUCGUGACGAGCAUCGGUAAUGGUCUGCGGGCUUUGAGUCCUAGGAGAUGGGCGUCCUACAGGUCGAUGAAGAGCGGGAGCACGACAACCCAGGGUCAAGUUCGGGAGAGCCUCCAGUCGCAUCUCGUGGAAUCGGCGACGACAACGAUGUACAGCGAUAGUCCUGCGCUGAAGACGAAAUUCAGCUCCAACAUCAGGGCUCCGUCGCCCAUUCAAGAGUUGAACUCGCCACUAACGCCGACGUGGUGCUGCAUUGCUUACUUUCCCAAGCCUUCCCAUCGUGAAGAAGACCGUUCCUUCCUUACCGUCUCUCCCGGUCCCAAUGCGACUUUCAACGUUCCUUACCGGCGGGGAAUCGACGACCCCACCGGCGCAGCCACGCGCCUCCCGGCUAUCAGCCAGCGACGCCCGACCCUGCACAACCGAACCACCCACCCCGCCACCCACCUCAGCCAAGCACACCAUCACCGCAGCCUGGAACGUGAGCGCGAGCGCGCGCAGUCGCAUGGGAGGUGGGAAUCCGAGCGCCACCGCAUGCACCAUCCGUAUCAGCACAAUCCGAAACAAGACGCCCACAGCAGAUCGGAACACGCCAUCGCGCCUUCUGCGUCCACCUCGGCCCGACAUCGCGAGGAGCGGCCUCCCGUGAUCGACCCCGAGCUGCUGCACCCGUACUCGACGUCCACGGCGCCUUCGCACGCGAUCUCGCGCCCGCGCCCGCUGCCGCGCAUACCCUCGGCGCCGCACAUGCGCCGCAAGGUCUCGUUUCCCCACCAGGACGACGCGCGCGAGGGGCAAGGCAGUCGCUCGUCGACAGGCGAGAAGGAACCCGAUCGCGCGCAGCCGUCGAACUUCCGCGCGACGCAAGGCGGGGCGUACCUGUACGUCGGUCCCGAUCGCGAGCGGGGACGAGAGCGGGAUAAGGAAGCGGGCCAGAGCAAGCGAUUCUUGGAUAUGGACGACCACGCGCGGAGGGCUGCGGCCGCACUGGAGAACAUGGACGACCCGGAGGCGGCGAGGAAGAUCGGUUACGACGACGAUUGGAGGCAGGCGGACUGGAUGAAGGGGUUGCAUCCGUAUGCUGCUGCGGGUAGCUGGAGUUCAUUGACGAGAGUCGUUUCCGGGGAGGAAGGCUGAUCGCGGGCUUUUCCCUUUUACAUAUGGGGUCAACCGGGAUCCUGGGACGAAUGUCCUUGGGCACGUCCCACCAUUGUUGUUGUAUGGACUAUCUUCCCUUUGCUCGUUUCCAGGCACUGGAUUGUGGCACCAUGAACUGUCAGGGGCUGAGCGCCUGCUUAUAGUACACCGUCACGCAUCAUGAAUUACACGUU
Punctularia strigosozonata HHB-11173 SS5 is the source of this 1702-nucleotide messenger RNA. RefSeq lists its product as uncharacterized. The coding region runs from base 114 to 1508 and encodes 464 amino acids. The record is from RefSeq and is a predicted model, not a curated record. NCBI's taxonomy places the organism in Eukaryota, Fungi, Basidiomycota, Agaricomycetes, Corticiales, Punctulariaceae. The transcript has 2 exons.